Molecule: messenger RNA, 1131 nt
Organism: Xiphophorus maculatus (southern platyfish)
Lineage: Eukaryota; Metazoa; Chordata; Actinopteri; Cyprinodontiformes; Poeciliidae
Product: zinc finger protein 25-like
Exons: 4
Coding region: 156-893 (245 amino acids)
Biological process (GO): regulation of transcription by RNA polymerase II
Molecular function (GO): RNA polymerase II cis-regulatory region sequence-specific DNA binding; DNA-binding transcription factor activity, RNA polymerase II-specific
Source: RefSeq, a predicted model, not a curated record
UCCAGGUUAUUGAUUGGAAAAUCGACCGUGGUUGCCAAGGUAACCAAAAGCACCAGUCAGACUGAUCAAAUCAAAACAAACAAGAAACCUGCGAGGACGUAUUGGACAUCUGUCACUGCUGAACGUGUUGUGCUUCCACCAGAGCUAGACCACAAAUGGAGGACAUUGAGGCGGAUGACGAGAGCCACAUGAGGAGCUCAGUGACGUCUUUACCAGAGAGCUAUAGCACCGUCAACUGGAACGAAAUUCAUGAUGACGGUGUGAGCAAAGUCCAUCAACGCACCCACACUGGAGAGAGGCCAUACAGCUGUGGCCAGUGUGAGAAGAGUUUCACCAGAAAAGGUCACCUGACAGUCCAUCAACGGACCCACACUGGAGAAAGGCCAUACAGCUGUGGCCAGUGUGAGAAGAGUUUCAUCACAAAACGCGACCUGACAGUCCAUCAACGGACCCACACUGGUGAAAGGCCAUACAGCUGUGGCCAGUGUGAGAAGAGUUUCACCAGAAAAAGUCACCUGACAGUACAUCAAUGCAUCCACACUGGAGAAAGGCCAUACAGCUGUGGCCAGUGUGAAAAGAGUUUCAUCACGAAAAGCGACCUGACAGUCCAUCAAUGGACCCACACUGGAGAAAGGCCAUACAGCUGUGGCCAGUGUGAGAAGAGUUUCAUCAGAAAAAGUCACCUGACAGUCCAUCAACGCAUCCACACUGGAGAAAGGCCAUACAGCUGUGGCCGGUGUGAGAAGAGUUUCAUCACAAAAAGAGACCUGACAGUCCAUCAAUGGACCCACACUGGAGAGAGGCCAUACAGCUGUGGCCAGUGUGAAAAGAGUUUCACCAGAAAACGUUGCCUGACAGUCCAUCAACGCAUCCACACUGGAGAGACACCAUAAAGUUGUGGCCAGUGUGAGAAGAGUUUCAUCAGAAAAAGUGACCUGACAGUCCAUCAGUGGACCCACACUGGAGAGAGACCAUACAGCUGUGGCCAGUGUGAGAAGAGUUUCAUCAGAAAAAGUGACCUGACAGUCCAUCAGUGGACCCACACUGGAGAGAGGCCAUACAGCUGUGGCCAGUGUGGAAAGAGUCUUGUUCAAUUGGUACAUCAGGUAUUCCAUUAGUAUGACUGCAGAA